This is a messenger RNA of Camelina sativa (false flax), 762 nucleotides long. NCBI's taxonomy places the organism in Eukaryota, Viridiplantae, Streptophyta, Magnoliopsida, Brassicales, Brassicaceae. The record is from RefSeq and is a predicted model, not a curated record.
UUCUUCUUCCUUCCUUGAUACCUCGUUAACACAAGACUGAAACUGAAUUUGAUAUGAUUUGGUUCCGAGUGUGCAUUUGAUUUCUCUGCCUCUUUCGACUUCUUCACUAUCUCUAUUAUAAAGCCUCAAUCUUGGUUCUGUCUCUCUCUCUCUCUCUACGCGGUUCAUAUCCUAGCUUGGCCUAACAAAGCCCUCUAUUUUCGAAUUUUUGAUAACCGGUAGGUUCGGAGUAGAAGCAAAAUGUUCUUAAUUCGUCUCUCCCGCCAUAAUCGAUCCUCUUUUACACUUCUCACCCGCCGCCUUCACCGCGGUUCAGACCAAACAGAGUCACCCUCACGGCUCCGAGACCAUUACAAUUUUCAACCACCGCCGCCGUUGUCUACAUCCUCUGAAAAUCAUGACUUUAUCCAAAAGAAGAAGAAGCCGAAGCCGCAGUACCGCCCGCCUUCGUCACUGGAAGGUGUGAAGAAGAUGCACUCUGAUCUUCCCUUUGAUUUCCGGUUCAGUUACACGGAGAGUAGUUCAAAUGUUAGGCCAAUUGGUUUGAGAGAACCAAAGUAUUCUCCUUUCGGUCCUCAACGCUUGGACCGGGAAUGGACCGGUGUCUGUGCUCCUGCCGUUGAUCCUAAGUUAGAGUCUGUGGACGGAGUGGAGGAUCCGAACUUGGAAGAGAAAAGAAGGAAACUUAGGGAGAAGAUCCAAGGGGCUUCACUUACUGAAGCUGAAAGGAAAUUUCUUGUGGAGCUUUGUCAGAGGAACAAA